Molecule: messenger RNA, 465 nt
Organism: Helobdella robusta
Lineage: Eukaryota; Metazoa; Annelida; Clitellata; Rhynchobdellida; Glossiphoniidae
Exons: 4
Coding region: 1-465 (154 amino acids)
Cellular component (GO): cytoplasm
Source: RefSeq, a predicted model, not a curated record
AUGUACAAAAGGUCAUUCAGGAGCGUUUCUUAUGAAAAUGUGUCAAGACAUGAUACUCCAAAAUACAGUGCCAUCUACACGAUGGAUGGAUGUGAGAUGAAGAAAGAGCAGGACUACAUAAGGAGGGUUCUGGAAAGCAAGCGGAUCAAAUAUGAAGAGGUGGACCUCGCAGACCCCAACCACCAGCACGAGAAGAACAAUCUCUACCAAUUUCUCAGCUCCCUGGCGCCAGCAUCUCAGGACAGUCCCGACAACCACAGCAGAAACCUUCCUCCCCAACUUUUCAGUGGCAACUCGUACAGAGGAGACUUCAACAAAUUUUUCGAGGCAGUCGAGAGUGAACGUUUGUACGGACACCUCUGCCUGGAGAUUCCCGAGUUUGAAGUUGAAUACUUCAGGACGCAACGACAACAACAACAACAACAACAACAACAACAACAACAUCAUCAUCAACAACAGCAGUAA